Messenger RNA from Synchiropus splendidus (mandarinfish), 872 nucleotides. It is a transcript of the gene reep5, whose product is annotated as receptor accessory protein 5. NCBI's taxonomy places the organism in Eukaryota, Metazoa, Chordata, Actinopteri, Syngnathiformes, Callionymidae. Bases 98 to 667 code for a protein of 189 amino acids. The record is from RefSeq and is a predicted model, not a curated record. The transcript is spliced from 5 exons.
GCUUGACGCUCCAGGAGUCGCGGUGUGGGCUGGCAGCAGUUGGACAGUGAUCAACUUCAUAUUUCAUCCGUCUCGGCGAAGAAAAGCGUGCGCAGCCAUGGCACAGGGGUUGAAGGAACGAUUUGAGAAGUUUCUCCACGAGAAGAGCCUUCUUACUGAUCUCUUGUCAAAAGUAGAAGCGAGGACUGGAGUGAGCCGGACGUACAUCGCGUUGGCUGUCAUCGGCUUCAUCGCCGUGUACUUGGUCGUCGGCUACGGCGCCUCCCUGCUGUGUAACCUCAUUGGCUUCCUCUACCCCGCGUACAUCUCCAUCAAAGCCAUUGAAAGUGCCACAAAAGAUGACGACACCAAGUGGCUGACGUAUUGGGUGGUGUACGGCCUCUUCAGUGUGGCUGAGUUCUUCGCCGACAUCUUCCUCUCCUGGUUUCCAUUCUACUACAUCGGCAAGUGUGCCUUCCUGGUCUGGUGCAUGGCCCCCACCCCGUCUAACGGAUCCGUGCUGAUAUACAACCGCGUCAUUCGACCCGUGUUCCUCAAGAAUGAAGCCAAGAUCGACGACGCGAUGAAGAACAUCAAGGACAAGGCCUCAGAAGCUGCUGACAAGUUCAAGGAUGAAGCCAAGAGAGCUACAGCCAACCUGAUGUUCGAGGAGAAGAAGAGCACCUAAGACGGACGCCCCCCACACACACACCCCCUGCAAAUUGCUGUUGCCUUGAAAAUGUCUAAUUUAACAGAAGCUGUCGUCAGCGGACCCGGAGCAAACCUUGGCCUUGAUAAAUAAAAAAAACAGCCCAAGUGGUUCUUUGAAUUCAUUUCUUUAUUUAUCAUGUGAUUUGAAGUUGCCUGGAGAAUAAAACGUGUCAACUACCAAA